AUGUCUGGACUUGCGGACUACUUGGCCAAGAAUUACCUUACGGCCGACUCAGACAAGAAAUCGAAGAAGCGCAAGCGGAAGAACAAGGAUGCCGGCCUCAUCAUCGACGACGAUGAUAAUCUGGGCUGGAAAGAGAAAGCAGACGAGGACGACGAUGAUGCGCCAAUGAUAGGUAUGGCAGCCCUGAUUCAUCCACCUUGCAUAAGUUCUGCGCUAACAUUCAAUUUGCUAGUUGGUGGAGGCACACUGAAAAAGUCCAAGAAGAAACCAAAGGGAACUGGCGCUGCUAUCUGGACAUCUGUGGGCGUGGCUGCACCUUCACACGCCGAACAACUUGCUGCCGAUGCAGCUGCCGCCGACGCCAUCAUCGCGGGAGCCGCCAUAGAACGACAAAAGGAAGCCGAAGCCGAAGAUGAGGCACCGGAGAUGGUCGACGCCGAUGGCGUGCUGCGAAUGGGAUCAGGUGCCAAAGCCGGUCUCCAAAGUGCCGCCGAGGUCGCAGCAGCCAUAAAAAAGAAGCAAGAUGAAGAGAAGCGCGAGGCCGAGCAAGUCAUGAAAAAGAUGGGCAGCGCAGCGCAAGAGACAAUCUACCGUGACGCCAGCGGUCGCAUAAUCAACGUCGCGAAGAAGCGCGCAGAAGCGCAGAAGAAAGCCGAGGAAGAAGAGCGCAAAAAGCGCGAAAAGGAAAAGGCCGCCCGCGGAGACGUACAAAACGCAGAAGCCGAACGCCGCAAACAACAACUAAAGGACGCGAAGACAAUGACUAUUGCGCGUUACGCCGACGACGCGGAACUCAACGACGAGCUGAAGGAACGUGGCCAUUGGAAUGACCCUGCGUCAGGCUUCUUACGCAAGAAGAAAGCGGGUAGAAGCAUCACAGGCAAGCCACUAUACCAAGGUCCUUUCCAGCCGAAUAGAUACAAUAUACGCCCAGGACAUCGUUGGGACGGCAUCGAUCGAGGAAACGGGUUUGAGAAGCAGUGGUUCAACUCAAGGAACCGAAAGGCAGAUAUCGAGAAGUUGGAGUACCAAUGGCAACAGGACGAGUAG
Pyrenophora tritici-repentis Pt-1C-BFP is the source of this 1050-nucleotide messenger RNA. The record is from RefSeq and is a predicted model, not a curated record. NCBI's taxonomy places the organism in Eukaryota, Fungi, Ascomycota, Dothideomycetes, Pleosporales, Pleosporaceae.